Molecule: messenger RNA, 1173 nt
Organism: Lentinula edodes (shiitake mushroom)
Lineage: Eukaryota; Fungi; Basidiomycota; Agaricomycetes; Agaricales; Omphalotaceae
Exons: 5
Coding region: 1-1173 (390 amino acids)
Source: RefSeq, a predicted model, not a curated record
AUGCCUUCCUUACAAAUCCAGACGUACACACUUUCUAAAGGAAUCGAACUAUCCUUCACUGACAGUGGUGUGCCUCCCGGGUCUGCUGACUACACUACAGUCGUCUUCUUACACGGCGGGAUAUUCAACGCAUAUCAGUUCCACAAAGUUCACGCUCACGCUCACGCCCAGAACCUUCGCACCGUGCUCCUCCAUCGGAGAGAUUAUGCUGGAUCCACGUCAUAUUCCGCAACAGAAAUUGAAGAACUUGAGCAGGGAAGCGUGUCAUUUUGGGAAAGAUUGAGCGCUCAGGUGGCGCAAUUUUUGGAGAUCUUUAUCGAGCGAGAGAGAAUUCCAAAGUUGACUCGAAAGCUGUCGAGUUCUCGCGAAACCACUUGCUCGUUCACAGCAACGUCCGUCAAAGAGAAUAGAGGAGGAAACGGAGGUAUAGCCAUCUUUGCGUGGUCUGCUGGAUGCUCCACAGCUUUAUCAUUCCUUGGUGGAACUCAGAAUCCUCUAAUCUCGAAAGAAUUGUAUCAGCUUCUGCAGCAGUACGUCGGAAAUUGUAUACUUUAUGAUCCAACCUAUCUCUGUUUCGGAUACCCGCUCCCUUCCGACAAUCGAAACUACAUUCCAUGGGAUGACCCUAUGGUCUCGACUGAUGAACUUCCUCAACUCGUUGCGGAAUGGGUUAGCUCGUACUAUGAUCAUCCUUGCUACGAUCCCGUUACUCGAAGUCUCCCAUCGACGGCGACCAUAAACGAACUCGAUGGAAUUCGACUCAAAAGUGAUAGAAUUUCGAUAUCCUCUUGGACCGACGAAGAAUUGGUCAAGGGCCUCGAAGGAAGUUCAGCCAAAAAUGAGACCUUAGCAUUUCAACCUUCAGUGCAAAAGACCCUUCGUCAGCUGUCGGAACAAGCACUUUUCAACGAAACCAGUGUGAGUAAUUGGUUCCCGGGUGUAGGGGUAUCAUAUAUCGGAGGCACAAGAUCGAACUGGAUGUGCGCCUGGGCAAUCAUUGAAACAAAGAGAAGAUAUCUUCGGACAUUGUUUACGGGUAUCGAAAAGAAUGGCCGGUCAUAUAAUAUUCGAAAGAUACGAUUCGUUGACAUGGACGGCUUGAACCACGUUGCGCACUGGGAUCAAACCCGAGAGUUCAUGGAAGUCAUCGCGAAGGAGAUCCAACUGCUUUGA